Prorocentrum cordatum is the source of this 270-nucleotide messenger RNA. NCBI's taxonomy places the organism in Eukaryota, Dinophyceae, Prorocentrales, Prorocentraceae. The record is from the annotation of a GenBank genome assembly.
GCUGCGAUUCCACUCCGCGGCCUGGGAGCCCGUCGCGCAGGAGUGCUGGCUGCCCCUCGGGCGCCGGCACCUGCUCGGCGCGGUGGGCGGCGUGGUCGAGCUGCAGCUGACGUUCCGGGAGCCCCGGGGCGCGAGCGGCGCCCCGCUCACCGCGCCGGUGCCGGGCGACGCAGGCUUUUCCGAGGAGCUUCGGCCUGGAUGCCGCGUCACGCUGCACGGCCUGGCCGUGUCCACCGAGCUCAACGGCGCGGAGGCCACCUGCGUCGAGUG